Camelina sativa (false flax) is the source of this 1469-nucleotide messenger RNA. RefSeq lists its product as uncharacterized. NCBI's taxonomy places the organism in Eukaryota, Viridiplantae, Streptophyta, Magnoliopsida, Brassicales, Brassicaceae. Gene Ontology annotation, molecular function: cysteine-type carboxypeptidase activity; cysteine-type deubiquitinase activity; K48-linked deubiquitinase activity. Gene Ontology annotation, biological process: protein K48-linked deubiquitination. Gene Ontology annotation, cellular component: cell periphery; cytosol. The record is from RefSeq and is a predicted model, not a curated record.
CUUUGGAGAAGAAAAAUGUUUCUUCUCCGAUUUCGCCGAGACGAUUAAAAUCUCAAAAGACGCACUUCUCGAAUUCGAGUGAUCAUCUUCGUCGUGAGAACCUGCUCAGUCUUCUUCUUUUAAUGGCGAUCUAUCAUUCUCCUCCAAAGCAACUGAAUAAGAAGAAGAACGAAACUCCGAAGCAAGUCUUCUACAAGACGAAGGAGAUUGUGUAUCGAGGACGAUCGAAGCGUAUCAUACUCCAAGACAAGAACGGACCAUGUCCUCUCAUUUCCAUUUGUAAUGUUCUUAUCUUGAGAGAAGAAAUGAAUCUAGUUCUUGGCAUUGUUGAUGUAUCUCAAGAUGAUUUGCUGAAUCAUGUGGCCGACGUACUCUGUGAAAGAAAUGAUUAUGAGUGUAUUGAUGUUGAGCUCCUCAGACGCCUUGCUUAUGGAAUAAAUGUCGAUAUUAAAUUCGAGAGCAUUAAGGAUUUCGUGGUUACACCUGAGCUUGCUUUAUUUGCAACACUUGGUAUUCCUUUGUAUCAUGGAUGGAUAGUUGAUCCUCAGGAUUCGGAAAUCGCUACUGCUAUUGGAGGCAGAACUUAUGAUGCUUUAAUGACUGAGCUUACUGCCUUGGAUACACAGACUGUUAAGGCUCCAAGCUGUAAAAGUAGUGAGAAAUGCUCUGUUGAUUUUCCUGUGUCGGGUACUGCGUCUGCAGAGCAUGGUAGAUUGGGAAAGGGAGAUAUUGAAGAAGAAGAAGCCUUGUUAAGAGCCUUGACAUUAUCUGAAAAGGAAGCGCCUGGUUUUGAUACUCACAGAGACUCAAAUGAAGCAGAGGAGGCUGUGUCUAAAUCCUCAGAUGUAAAUGGGCUCACGCAAAAAGAGGGUGAAGUGAUCAAAACAUUCUUGAAAGAUAAUGCCAGUCAGUUAACAUGGGAUGGGCUCUUUAACUUGGAAGAUGAGCUUAACGAAGAUGAACUUUGUGUCUUGUACCGCAACGAUCACUUCUCUACCAUGAUAAAGCAUGGUGAAAAACUCUUUACUUUGGUUUCUGAUCAAGGCUAUCUGAUGGAGCAAGACUUGGUUUGGGAGAGAUUAAGUCAGAUCAAUGGCGACUCUGUCUUCAUGACUGGUAACUUCUAUGUCUUCAACCGUGACAGUUGCACAAGCCGAAAAUGGGAUCAACAUCACGCAAUUACUAAAACUGAGAAUGUUAUCCCCGGAAUCAACAGUGAAGACAGUGAUGAUAAUGAUCUGGAUCUUCAAGUGGCGAAGGAGUUGCAGCGUCAAAUUUGGGCUGCAGAGACUGGAUCAGAGGUACCAAUAAUUUCCCUCAAGCACAUAUCUUCUUCAAUACAAAGAUGGAAAGAAUUCCUAAUAUGGCAAAUGGACAAUCCUGUAAUAUAUCUCAUGAAGCAUUGUCCCCUUACCACUUCUGCCUAUGUCUUUCUUCUUUCUUUAUCUUACUAACGUUUUUUUUUCUUA